UCAGUCAAGCUCCAGCGCUCCAGCCGGCAGCAGCAUCGAGCUAACAAGUCUUUGUGAGGAGGGAGAGAGAGAGAGAGAAAGAGAGAGAGGGAGGGAGGGAGAGGGAGGAAGGAAAAGGGGGGUGCAGAGCAGGAGAGAAUCAGACAGGGAGAGAGUUGACAGUAUGAGCAGAGGAUGAGGGUGCAGAGGGAGAACGCAUAAGAUAGUGACAGAGGCAGAGGUGUUCAGUGCUGCACAAUAGUGCCAGAGGCUGCCGGAUAGAGAGAGAGAGAGAGUGUGUGUGUGUGUGUGUGUGUGAGAGAGAGAGAAAGCAGGCAUCAUGGCAGCUCUCACUGCAUCAUCACGACACAUGGGGAUGUUUGGCUGCUGCUGGUGAACACUGUGUGAUGCAGAGGAGAGAGUCGAGGACUUCCUGGAAACCAAAGGCGAGCCAAGGAAACAGGUGCGACCAGUGGGAGGAGCCACAUGAUGAGUGGGAUCCUGAAGAGGAAGCUUGAGGACGGUCCGUCCCCUUACCUGUCCCUGCAGGGGUCUGACGAUGACGAGGUUUCCUGCAGCGACAGCGGCAACAGCAGCGAUAGUCUCAACCAUCCCGUUCCCUCUGGACUGCUGGACUCCACGCUCCAGCAGCAGUCCAAGCGACUGCGGGGCCGCAACGUUCACUUUGAGAGCGUGACAGUCUACUACUUCAACCGGCGACAGGGCUUCACCAGUGUCCCCACGCAGGGUGGUAGCACCCUGGGGAUGUCACCACGUCACAGUGGGGUGAAGCGUUUCACCCUCAGGGAGUUCGCUAUGGAGCAGAAACAGAGCCACUGGAACAUGCUGAGGGAUCAUCUCAAAGAGGAGAAACUCAACGCCAUCAAACUCAAACUGACUAAGAAUGGCACGGUGUCAUCCAUGGAGGCGGAUACUCUGACACUCGACGACAUCUCUGAAGACGACCUGGACGUGGACAACACAGAGGUGGACGACUACUUCUUCCUCCAGCCUCUGACUACCAGGAGACGCCGGGCACUCCUCCGUUCCUCGGGGGUCCGACGCAUUGACGUGGAGGAAAAGCAUGAGCUGCGUGCCCUCCGCAUGUCCAGAGAGGAGUGUGGGUGCCGAUGCCGGGGGAUAUGCGACCCGGAGACCUGUGCUUGCAGCCUGGCCGGCAUUAAGUGCCAGGUAAAUGGAACUGUGGUGGACCGCAUGUCCUUCCCUUGUGGCUGCACCAAAGAAGGCUGCAGUAACACCACGGGUCGCCUGGAGUUCAACCCAGUCCGGGUGCGCACCCACUUCCUGCACACCAUCAUGAAGCUGGAGCUGGAGAAGAGCCGCGAGGAGCAGCAGCAGCAGCAGCAGCAUCAUCAGCAGCAGCCGGAGCAGCAGCUUGUAACCAAUGGCAACGGUUACCAUGGCGACUCCUCCCUGGUCCAGCAGCAGCAGCAGCAGCAGCCGAACCUGCAGUUUCCAUUGAUGAGUGGCGCACCGCACAUUCCCAUCAUGCACCUCCAGAACACAGGCGACACGGAUUCGCAUCUGGAUGAAGAGGAGGACGAGGAAGAGGAAGAAGAGGAGGAGGAGGAAGACGAAGAUGAAGAGGAUGAGGAUGAUGAAGCUUAUGAGGAAGACGAGGAUGGCAGCAGUGUUUGCAGCGGCCUGUCGGACUGCAGCACGCACAGCUUGGAAACAAUCGACCCCGAGGACAGGGAAGAGGACGAGGAGGACGAGGAAGACGAUGAAGAGGACGACGAUGAAGAGGAAGAGGAAGAGGAGGAAGACUGGGAUCGCUCGUUGCACGGAACGGGUCCUCCACCCUACUCAGUUCCACUUCCUUCAGUGCUGAGUUACUCUAACAACGCUCUCAUGAGCCUCAGUAACCCGUUCCACAACACCCCCUCCAUGCAGCAUUAUCAAAUAGACAGCUCUGUGAACGACACUCCCGCUUUCCUCAGUGAAAAUGUCAGCGUCACCCCCACACUCCCCACAGUAGAGACCGCAUUAGAGUCCGAAAUAAACAAAGAACUCCACUGCCAGACAGAGCAGCAGAACAUUCCCUGCCAUUUCCCCGACCCCAAAGAGUCCCUGACUCUCCAAACUUGCUCACAUGUACACACCCGUGAGAGUAACACUGCCCCCGCUGGCGCGGCCGACGAACAGCAGCUGUCGACAGACCUCCAGAACAAUCCAGACCAUCAUGACUCACAGACUGAGGCUCCGGCGGGGUCUGUGCAGCAGACACAGGAGGAAAUGAGAGAGGCGAUAGAGAAAGAACCAGGACUGCAAACGCAGGGAGAUGCUGCUGAUCAGAAAACAAACGCGUCAUGCUCAGACAGUACCUGAUGAUUCAAACCCUUCAGAGAGCCAUUGGUUAAUAUUUGGAAAUCUUUAUUCAAGAAUUGUGACCUUCAGCGGACAGAGUUUGAUUUAUUCUUGAUAAGUGCACUUCCAAAGAGAGAAUGAGUCACAGAUUUUGACACAGGAGGCUCAAAGAUGUGUUCAGAUUUUAGCUCAAUUUGUCUCUAAACCUUUCUAGGAUUCAUGGUUUAGAUAAAAGACUAUAAAACUACAAAGAUGAAGCUCAAAUAAAACUGUGUUUCUGUACGUUACUUGUAUAAUUUAUGCCCUGUUAUAAAGUCUUUGAUCAUUACAGCAUGUUUAGUUGUUGUGACCGGCAUCUAUGACGAAUCCAGAUUUCGAGGUGCUUGUAUUGUUUCUCUAUUUUCCAUUGUGCUGGUGUCUCAUCGUUGCUGCUAAUCGUUCUUAAAUGCCUGUCUGUGUAGCAUGUGUUCAGUUUAGAUGUUUCAAGGCUCAGCACAAACUGUAAAAUGUUAAAAACACAUAAAUUCGUUCAUACUAAAGGUCUUUUUUUUUUUUUUUUGUUCCUUUUUGUGCUCAAAUUUUAGCCCUGCAAAUAGUACUAUUGGAUGAUUUGUCAUGUUCCUCACAGGAUGAUUUUUAAUUACUUACGUUAAAGCAGCUAUAAUAUAUUUAUAUUUGCAGUGGAUCAUAUGGCUACACAUGCGAUAGGAGUCAUUAGUCGUGAUGGUCACCUGACUCAGCUCAAAAUUUUUUGAGUUUUAGCUUCUUUCAGCUUAUUGUUUUGGUUGUAUGACCCUUAACGUUACUAUUUUGGUCUUCAGCUACAAAAAGCGGAGAUAAACUCGUCCUUUAUUAAAUGACAGACAAACUUAGCCACUGGCUGGUGACGUGGACUAUUUAGCAGUUAAAGAGCCAUAUAGUUCCCUCAGAGUUUUAGCUUCUUUCAGCUCAUUGUUUCGGUUGUAUUACAAUAACUUUUUUUCCGCUAGGAAAAAAACUCUAAUAAAUCCAUCCUUUACAAAAUGACGGACAAAGUUAGUAACUAGCUGGUGAACAUAGUGGACUAUAGCAGUUAAAGAGCCAUAUAUUUCCCUCAGGAGUGGGUGGAGAACAAAAACGGAGCUAAAACUUGUCAGUAUUGUGUCUACAGCUUCUGUCUGACGCCUCCAAGUAGCUGUUAGUUAAUCAGUGUUAGAGUAGAUCAAGAUAAUAGACAUCGACGCUAGCAUGUUAGCUUUGUCAUUGUUAACAUGUUAGCAUGCUGACAUUAGCCAACGCGUAACAGCCUCGCGGAGCCGCUAGCAUGACUGUAGAUCUGAAGUCCAUGUGUCAAACCUUCUGAUAGUCAACAUACUGUGAUGUGAACGCAUCAAAGCCCUGACUACGAAGUAUUCUGAUACGAUUAAGGCACAAAAAUUCAAAAUCAUAACCUGCCUUUUACUUUGAAAUCCUCAUUUUUUAAAGUUUUAAAAAUGUCUGAUAUUUUCCCAGAUUUGAAUGAUUCAAAUUUCAGUUUAGUUUGCCAGUAAUUUCCACUCAGUAACCAUCACCGUCUCUUCAGUCAACCUUAAACACAUACAUGUGCCAAAGCAUUCAGUGAGAUUAGGGAAACAUUUGUCUAUGCAUGUUCUUUAUCAUUUUACAGUCGUGUGAUAACAUUAGUGAUUAAAGUGCACUUUUGUUUUCCAGUUUUCACAUAAAUUAAGGCUUGUGUCAGAGUUAUUCACUUUGCCUCUCAAUACUGCCAAAACUGGGGGCCAAAUAUAUUUCAUGUUCUUUUGGAAACGAGUGUACAUUUCCACGAUUGUGUGAAUUAAAAAUCUUUUGACAUCCAUCUCGGUUUAAAGGUGGUUAAUUCAUGCUGAAAGAAAGAAAGAGAGAAUAAAAAUGGACU
Messenger RNA from Larimichthys crocea (large yellow croaker), 4201 nucleotides. Its product is annotated as cysteine/serine-rich nuclear protein 3. Gene Ontology annotation, molecular function: sequence-specific DNA binding; DNA-binding transcription factor activity, RNA polymerase II-specific. The transcript has 5 exons. The coding region runs from base 466 to 2328 and encodes 620 amino acids. Gene Ontology annotation, cellular component: nucleus. NCBI's taxonomy places the organism in Eukaryota, Metazoa, Chordata, Actinopteri, Sciaenidae. Gene Ontology annotation, biological process: regulation of transcription by RNA polymerase II. The record is from RefSeq and is a predicted model, not a curated record.